Messenger RNA from Canis lupus familiaris (dog), 1314 nucleotides. RefSeq names its product nuclear receptor subfamily 1 group I member 3 (gene NR1I3). The coding region runs from base 143 to 1189 and encodes 348 amino acids. The record is from RefSeq and is a predicted model, not a curated record. NCBI's taxonomy places the organism in Eukaryota, Metazoa, Chordata, Mammalia, Carnivora, Canidae. Gene Ontology annotation, molecular function: zinc ion binding; RNA polymerase II cis-regulatory region sequence-specific DNA binding; nuclear receptor activity. The transcript is spliced from 9 exons. Gene Ontology annotation, biological process: positive regulation of transcription by RNA polymerase II; cell differentiation; negative regulation of transcription by RNA polymerase II.
GGAAAACCUCCCACCUGGGCCUUUGCCCCAGGUCCAGAGUCUGUGCCUUAUCUAGGCAGUUGCCGAGAACCACUGGACGCCACACGGAACAGAAAUUCCCUGUUUUCCAGGGGCCUGUGACAGCAUCACAGCAUCUGAGGCCAUGGCCAGCGGGGACGAUGAGCCCAGGAACUGUAUGGUAUGUGGAGACCGAGCCACGGGCUAUCAUUUCCAUGCCCUGACUUGUGAGGGCUGCAAGGGCUUCUUCAGACGAACGGUCAGCAAAAGCACCGGGCUCACCUGCCCCUUCGCUGGAAGCUGUAAGGUCAACAAGGCUCAGAGGCGCCACUGCCCGGCCUGCAGGUUGCAGAAGUGCCUAGAUGCUGGCAUGAGGAAGGAAAUGAUCCUGUCGGCUGAAGCCCUGGCGCUGCGGCGAGCAAAGCAGGCCCAGCGGCGGGCCCAGCAAGCACCUCUGCAGCUGAGCAAGGAGCAGAAAGAGCUAGUCCAGACACUCCUGGGGGCUCACACCCGCCACGUGGGCACCAUGUUUGACCAGUUUGUGCAGUUCAGGCCUCCAGCUCAUCUGUUCACCCACUACCAGCGCUUGCCCAUCCCAGUCCCUGUAAUGCCUCUGCUCGUGCACUUGGCGGACAUCAACACUUUCAUGGUACAGCAAGUCAUCAAGUUCACCAAGGACCUGCCCCUCUUCCGGUCCCUGCCCAUGGAGGACCAGAUCUCCCUCCUCAAGGGCGCAGCUGUGGAAAUCUGUCACAUUGCUCUCAACACCACGUUCUGCCUCCAAACGCGACACUUCCUCUGCGGGCCGCUGCGCUAUACGAUGGAGGACGGCGUCCACGCGGGCUUCCAGGAAGAGUUUUUAGAGUUGCUCUUUCGCUUCCAUGGGACCCUGAAGCGACUCCAGCUCCAGGAGCCCGAGUACGUGCUCCUGGCCGCCAUGGCCCUCUUCUCUCCGGACAGGCCUGGGGUUACCCGGAGGGAAGAGAUAGACCAUCUGCAAGAGGUGAUGGCCCUGACCCUGCAGAGCUACAUCAGAGGCCAGCAGCCCAGGCCUCGGGAUCGGUUUCUGUAUGCGAAGCUGCUGGGCCUGUUGGCUGAGCUCCGGAGCAUUAACAAUGCGUACGGGCACCAAAUCCAGCACAUCCAGGGACUGUCUGCCAUGAUGCCGCUGCUCCAGGAGAUCUGCAGCUGACACCCCAGCCCGCCUCCUCCCCGGCCCACCCAGACACACUGGACUGCAAAGGGGCAAAUGCUGGGGCCGGAGGUCAGGAUUGGUAGAAAGGGAGCCCAGUGGUCGUAAUGAAAGACUAAAGUGAU